AUGUCGAUUGAUCUCAACUGGGAGACGCUGACCACGGGGCCGGACGGCGAUGCGCUGGCCGAGAGCAUCAGAACCUUUAUCCACAGCAAAUUCCAGACGGUGCCUUUGCCACGCUUCAUCAGGUCCGUCAACGUGCAUGGAUUCGACUUUGGGACGAUCCCGCCGGAGCUGGAAUUAAAGGACAUUACGGACCCGCUGCCGGAUUUUUACGAGCAGGAGCUGGAGGAUGACGAGGAGUCGGACGAGGACAGCGAGGAGGAUGAGAGCGCUGCUGAGCGGGAGAGGAUUGCGGCUGCGGCGGCGCUGAUGGGAGCGAGGAGGCGCGAGAACGGGCUGGGGGGGCUGAAGAGCGAGAUGAUGGGCUUCAGCCCGAGCGUUAACGUGAGCUGGCACGACGUCGGCAGGGCGUUUCUGGGCACGUCGACGCCGGGGAUCUUGGGCGGGCCGGGGAGAAACUACUUUCAGGCGCAUCUGGCGACGGGCACGCAGACGCCGCUGGCGGCGGUUGCGGGCGCUCAUCUGGGCACCGGCUGGAUGGGCUCGGCGGCGCCCAGCUCGGAGCCCACGCCGUAUCAUAGCCGUGAGGCAUCGCUCAGCUCCCUCGACAACCUGCAGGCGUUGGAUCCGGCCUCGGGAUCGGGGUCCGGCAUGGCCAAGUCGGACGUGUCGAGCACUCUCGGCCCUCCGUCUCGGCCGUCAACCAGCCAUGGCCCUAUCAGCGGCUCGGCCGUUGAAGACGACGAGAAGGCUGAUCAAGGCACGGCGUCGCCGCGGCGCGAGCCCCGGGUCGAGGACGUGCAGGCCGUGUUCCGGAUCCGCUACUCGGGCGACGUGAGGUUGAACCUGACGGCGGAGAUUUUGCUGGAUUACCCGAUGCCGAGCUUUGUGGGGAUUCCGCUCAAGUUGAACAUCACGGGGCUGACGUUUGAUGGGGUGGGUGUUUUGGCGCAUAUACGGAAGAGGGUGCAUUUCUGCUUCUUGAACCCGGAUGAUGCUUUGGCUGCGGUGGGACCGGAUGGUGAGGGGGCAACGGAGACGGUAUCAGGAUCGACAACUACUACUACAACGGCAACAGGAGGAGGGGAUUUGCAGACGCCUGGCAAGAAGCAGUCUGGAGGCAGAUUCGGUGGGCUGUUGCAGGAGAUUAAAGUAGAGAGCGAGAUUGGCGAGCGGGAGAGCGGGCGGCAGAGCCUGAAGAACGUGGGCAAGGUGGAGAGGUUUGUGCUGGAGCAGGUGAGGCGGAUAUUCGAGGAGGAGUUUGUGUAUCCGAGUUUCUGGACGUUUCUGGUGUGA
Trichoderma aggressivum f. europaeum is the source of this 1293-nucleotide messenger RNA. RefSeq lists its product as uncharacterized. The transcript has a single exon. Gene Ontology annotation, molecular function: lipid binding. The record is from RefSeq and is a predicted model, not a curated record. Bases 1 to 1293 code for a protein of 430 amino acids. NCBI's taxonomy places the organism in Eukaryota, Fungi, Ascomycota, Sordariomycetes, Hypocreales, Hypocreaceae. Gene Ontology annotation, biological process: mitochondrion organization; phospholipid transport. Gene Ontology annotation, cellular component: ERMES complex.